AUGCCUCUCACACCUGAACAAGUCAAUAUCAUUAAGGCCUGCAUCCCUAUUCUUAAGGAAGGCGGGGUGACCCUCACUACUCGGUUUUAUCAGAAUAUGCUUUCAGAAAACCCAGAGGUCAAGGGUAUCUUCAAUCAGGCUCACCAAGCUACUGGUGCUCAACCCCGUGCUUUAGCACAUGCCCUGCUUCUCUACGCUACUUAUAUUGAUGAUCUCUCAAAACUCACUGAUCUCGUUGAGCGUAUCACUGCCAAACACGUCGUUCUUAAUGUCCAACCUGAAGGCUAUGCAAUUGUCGGCAAAUACUUAAUUGCUACUAUGAAGGAAGUUCUUGGUGAAGAUGUGGCUACUCCAGCUGUUCUUGAAGCCUGGACUGCUGCAUACACCGAUCUUGCAGGGCUUCUUAUUGGCAUUGAGGAAAAGAUGUAUGAGGCCGGCGAGUGGCGCGGCUACCGCGAUUUUAUCGUCCAACAAAAGAUUCAAGAAACCCCCAAUGUCGUUUCUCUUGUUCUUGCUCCUAAGGAUGGUCGUGGAGUUAAGCCUGGAAAACCUGGCCAGUACAUUGGUAUCAAGCUUAACGAUGAAAAAUACUUUGCUAAUUCCGCAGGCACUGUCCGCCGUGAAUACACUCUUUCUGACAUUGGUGAUGGUAAGACUUUCCGCAUCUCUGUCAAAAAGAUUCCCAAUGGCAAGGCUUCUGGCUUUAUCCAUGAAUCUCUCAAGGUUGGUGAUGUUGUAGAAAUUGCUCCUCCUGAAGGUGAUUUUGUUCUCGCUGAACCUGAAACCACUAAAAACAUUAUCUUUAUUGCAGGCGGCAUUGGAAUUACCCCUAUCAUUUCACUUUCUAAGCAGGUUGUUUCUCAGUAUCCAAACAUUUCUGCAACACUUGUACAUGCAGUACACGAUCCAGAAGACCAACCUUUUACAAAGGAACUUUCUUCUCUUGAAGCUGAAUCAAAGGGAAAAUACAAUGUUGUUAGCUACUAUUCUAAGCUUUCAUCCACUGAAGCUCCAAAUAAGACUGGCCACAUUACUAGUGAUGAUAUUAAGAAACUUCUCCCCACAUCUCCUGAGGAACUUCAGAACACGCACGUUUACUACCUUGGUCCUCUUUCAUUCAUGACUGAUAUUUCCAAGUAUCUUUCCGAAUUAAAUGUCGAGCAUACUCACAGAGAGUUUUUCUUGCCUGACCAGAGUUUGAUUGUUGCUUAA
Molecule: messenger RNA, 1212 nt
Organism: Magnusiomyces paraingens
Lineage: Eukaryota; Fungi; Ascomycota; Dipodascomycetes; Dipodascales; Dipodascaceae
Exons: 1
Coding region: 1-1212 (403 amino acids)
Biological process (GO): cellular response to nitrosative stress; nitric oxide catabolic process
Cellular component (GO): intracellular anatomical structure
Molecular function (GO): oxygen binding; nitric oxide dioxygenase [NAD(P)H] activity; FAD binding
Source: RefSeq, a predicted model, not a curated record